Messenger RNA from Oryzias melastigma (Indian medaka), 1094 nucleotides. RefSeq names its product glutamine amidotransferase like class 1 domain containing 1 (gene gatd1). Bases 151 to 792 code for a protein of 213 amino acids. Lineage: Eukaryota; Metazoa; Chordata; Actinopteri; Beloniformes; Adrianichthyidae. The record is from RefSeq and is a predicted model, not a curated record. The transcript has 7 exons.
AUCUCAUUAAUUUCCCCUUACUUUCUAACUUUUAUUCUGAAACGACUCCGCCGGAUGUUGUUGUCAGGUGACUUGGUUCCUCUUCCUUGAAUCGUUCUACAAAAUAAGUCUCCACAGUUAGCCUUUUUUUCUUUGGAAAAUAUUUUUAAAAUGUCAGCAAAACCAACAUGUUUAAUAGUGACCAGUGCUUCUCCUCAAGGGGUUUCGGCAAAGUCAUUCCUGCAGUGCUUCAGUCUUUGCAGCUCCACGUUUAAUCUCCAGAUCGCCACACCAGGGGGGAAACCCAUAGACUUCGUUGGAGUUGACGACACCACGGCUCGGUGGGUGCAGGACUUCAACCUGAAAUCAUAUGCAACCCCUGCCAAACUUGAAUCUAUAGAUGGUGCCAGAUACCAAGCGCUGCUCAUCCCAGACUGUCCUGGAGCACUAAAUGACCUGGCACACAGCGGUUCGAUGCACCGUAUCCUCACGCAGUUCAUCUCCCAGCAAAAGGUGGUAUGCGCUGUGGGACAAGGAGUGUCUGCAUUGUGUUGCGCCACUGAGGGGCAAAAGUGGAUUUUCAGUGGCUACAGCUUAACAGGACCGUCAGUGUUUGAACUGGUGCGGGAGCCCGACUUCGCUAACCUGCCCAUGAUUGUGGAAGAUUUUGUCAAAGACAGUGGCGGAUCUUACACAGGAAGUCAAGAAGAUGCCGUGCACGUAGUCAUAGACAGACACCUCAUAACUGGACAGAACAUGCAGUCAACGUCACUUGCUGUGAAUAAUCUCAUCCUCCUUUGCAAUGCUAAAUAAAAGCUGCAACGUGGACAUUUGAAAACAUUUAUCUCGGGCAAAUGACAAAAAAAAAUUACCAUUGUAUAUAACAAACAAAUGACUAGAAUCCACAAAAUCUACCCUUCAGAUGAUUAUUAAAAAAUGGAUGAGCACAAAUUAACAGGUCUCCUAGUAACAACUGGAGAGUUACUGCAGGCAUCAGUGGUGUGUGAACAAGGACAAGCUUUUCAUUUUAAUGCGUACAUUCUGAUGAUCAUGCAUCUUUCUGUGGAAAAGAAUUAUUGCACUUUCAACAAAUCACAAUAAAGUACCCAAAAUUC